AUGGAGGCUUCCGGAGUCAGCAGCAAAAGGCCUGCGUGUGAUAAUUGCAAAGGCAGAAAGCGCGUUCUCAUCUCGCCCCGCUAUGAUGAGGCCAUAGAAAGUGUUGACCGCUCGCUGAAGGAAGUGUCGCAGGCGGUGCAGCAGCUACUCGAAAUCAACCAGCAAAAGUCGAACUCAUCACCACUCAUCUCCCCAACAUCCUUCAUCGGCAAUCACUCUCCCGACAUUUCAGGCCUAUCUGAGGGAUACAGAGGCGAAUCUUCGUUUAAAGCGCAUGUCCACCGGGUCACGGAUGCACUCAAGGAUGCGGCUGCAGACCUAGAGUCGACCUUGGGCGACGAUUCGGCGCUCUCUGCCACCGUGCAAAUGAUCGACCAGGCUACGGGCAGUGAAGAGAGUAGUCCCACUCACAUCGGCAACUCUCCAUUGACCGUGCAAGCCCAGCAUCCCGAGUUGGAGGGUAGGAGCCUUCCGUCAACUGAGCGCGUUCUGAAGCUCAUUCGACUGUGUCAGACUGAAAAGCAGCGGUUUUUCAUCGACGUCCCCGUGAUUGACGAACAAGAGUUUGGUGAGUAUUGCCAAAAAGUUUGCUUUGCUAUCACCGACUUUUCUACUGUGGAUUGGAUCAUUUUCAACGCCGGUUUGUUUUUCUUGCUCCAAGGACUCAAACGCCAUCAUUAUGCCCUGAUCGACAUCAACGAGUCAGACAUCGAGGCGUACUCUCAACUCCUCAAGGCCAACCUUGAAGCUGCGAUACAGUCUUUGAGACUUUGCAGCGACCCUUCAAUACAAGCAUGCCAAGCUCUAGCAGUCCUGGCCAAAGUACACUUGCAUGGCAGCUCAUAUCGGCCGCGUCGAGGAUGUGCAUCGACCUCGGUUGGCAUAGACUACCUAGCAAUGAGCCAGAGUUCUCAAAAAGGCGACAAGUGUUUUGGCAUGUUUAUGUCCACGACAAAAGCAUGGCUUUUACAAUGGGCAGGACACCGUCGAUUCAUCCCUAUGAUGUCUCCACUGAGCGGCCGUCCAUUCCCAAAGACUGCGUUCCGGGUGUGCCAGUACAGUAAAGCAUCCCUUCUUGCCUUUCCCCGGAACUGGUAUGCUGACGGCACCUUCAGUCUUUAUUCUGGAUUCGUCGAGUACGCGUUUAUUGUUGGCGAUAUGCACGCUGAGCUAUUUUCUGCUUCAGCGCUUCGACAGCCACUAGAGACACGAAGCCAGAAUGCCAAGUCGGUAGUUUCCAAAUUGCUUGAAGUCAACACGCGUAACAAACAGUCUAUCGGACAUAACCCUCCCGACGACGACCUCUAUCAGGCGCUUGCCGUGCUGCUCGACUUCAUGAUGUACGGUCUUGUCACGAUAGCUUAUCGUGUCAUCCCAUGCGAUGAAGCAAGCGAUAGUCCACUGAAAUGCAGCAACGAAUGCACGGAGGCUGCUCGAAGUGCCCUUCGUACAAUUGUGAGGGCAUUCAAAUCCUGGGGCCAUCUCAGAAUCACUGGAUGGACAAUGCUCCUCAACAUGAUGUUCUCUCUAGUACCCUUUGCCAGCUUUGUAGUGCUCGCGGGACACACCGUGGCAAUGGCGUCCGAAGAGGACCUAACACUCCUCUGCAGCGCAGUGUCUGCCAUUGAACCCACAUCAAUCAGCUCGCCUUCAGCCAAGAAGCUGUACGAUGUGUGUAAGACGUUCUAUGAGCUCGCUAGCUUUGCUGCCAAGCGAAGAUCCUUGAUAAGCAAGAGGCCACCGCAUACAGAGCAGGUGUAUGGACAACGGGAACUUGGGGAUAUUCCUUCUUUACCGGAGGUCAAUUUCGCAGUACCUCCGUACGAUCACAUCAUGGCUCCUCAAGACUGGGACGCCGUGAUGAAUGAGUUCGAUCUGGGCACUGGAGCCAGCGCUAUGGCUUCCUUUGUAGAACCUUACAUACCUUUUGAUGGUAGAUUGCCCUGA
This is a messenger RNA of Colletotrichum tamarilloi, 1947 nucleotides long. RefSeq lists its product as uncharacterized. Bases 1 to 1947 code for a protein of 648 amino acids. NCBI's taxonomy places the organism in Eukaryota, Fungi, Ascomycota, Sordariomycetes, Glomerellales, Glomerellaceae. The transcript is spliced from 6 exons. The record is from RefSeq and is a predicted model, not a curated record.